AUGGCGAGUCCGUUAUACUACGCAUCUCUGACAGGUCUUCUACGUAUAAUUCGACUUUUGAUAGAAGAGGGUGGCGCCGAGGUCAACGCGGAAGGCGGUAAACACGGCAAUACACUCCAGGCAGCUUCAUCUAGAGGCCAUAAAGAGGUGGUGGAGUUGCUACUUCAGAACGGCGCUAAGGUCAACGCGAAGGGCGGUUCCUACGGCAAUGCACUCCACGCUGCUUCAUUUGAAGGCCACAAAGAGGUGGUGGUGUUACUCCUUCAUAACGGCGCCGAGGUUAACGCGAAAGGCGGUUUCUACGGCAAUGCACUUCAGGCGGCUUCAUAUGGAGGCCACAAAAAUGUGGUAGAGUUACUGCUUCAGGAGGGCGCCGAAGUCAAUGUGGAGGGCGGUGAACACAGCAAUGCACUCCAGGCGGCUUCAUCUGGAGGCCACAAAGAGGUGGUGGAGUUGCUGCUUCAGAAGGGCGCCGAGGUGGGCGACAUUUGCUCCCUUUGA
Penicillium soppii is the source of this 501-nucleotide messenger RNA. Its product is annotated as ankyrin repeat domain-containing protein. Gene Ontology annotation, molecular function: protein binding. Gene Ontology annotation, cellular component: cytoplasm; nucleus. The transcript has a single exon. The record is from RefSeq and is a predicted model, not a curated record. Lineage: Eukaryota; Fungi; Ascomycota; Eurotiomycetes; Eurotiales; Aspergillaceae. The coding region runs from base 1 to 501 and encodes 166 amino acids.